Molecule: messenger RNA, 1053 nt
Organism: Acromyrmex echinatior (Panamanian leafcutter ant)
Lineage: Eukaryota; Metazoa; Arthropoda; Insecta; Hymenoptera; Formicidae
Product: cyclin-dependent kinase-like 4
Biological process (GO): protein phosphorylation
Molecular function (GO): protein kinase activity; ATP binding
Source: RefSeq, a predicted model, not a curated record
UUUUCGUAACGAAAAAAAAUUGUGAAAUUUCUUACUGCCAACUUUGUGAGUAAAAUGGAGAAAUAUGAAAAUAUUGAGAUAGUAGGCGAGGGAAGUUACGGACUCGUGAUGAAAUGCAAGCAUCGCGAAACCGGGCAAGUAGUGGCGAUAAAAAAGUUCUUGGCGACGGAAGAAGAUGUACAGAUUCGAAAAAUGGCAUUUCGUGAAAUAAGGAUGUUAAAGAAAUUACGUCACGAGAAUUUAGUGAACAUGAUCGAGGUGUUUCGUCGAAGAAAACGGCUUUAUCUCGUAUUUGAAUAUCUUGAUCACACCGUGCUCGACGAAUUGGAGGAAAACAAAAAUGGUAUCGAUUGGGAGAAAUCAAGGCGAUAUAUUUUCCAAAUACUUCGUGGAUUGGACUUUUGUCAUAAUCAUAAAAUCAUGCAUCGUGAUGUAAAGCCUGAGAAUGUGCUCGUAUCACCGAACGGCGUGAUUAAGCUUUGCGACUUUGGUUUCGCACGGUAUAUCACUAACGAGUCUUGUACCGAUUACGUGGCGACGAGAUGGUAUCGCGCACCAGAACUUCUCAUCGGUGAUUCCAAGUACGGUAGAGAGAUCGACGUCUGGGCGGCCGGAUGCAUCUACGCCGAGAUGGUCACCGGCCAGCCUCUCUUUCCCGGCGACAGUGACAUCGACCAGCUGUAUCGCAUCACGAAGAUCCUCGGUCCUCUUUACAAAUCGAUGAACGGUAGUGGCAAACAUAUACUCCGGCACACAAAACCUGAUGAGACUGUUAGUUUAACACGAUCCACGAGUCUUCGAAAUCUCUUUCCAACGUGGAGCUCGGUGGCGAUUGAUUUUUUGACGCAGUGUCUUCGUACAGAUCCUACUUUCAGACCGAAAUGUCUCACGUUGCUGCAGCAUCCUUUCUUCUUGCAAGACAAUUUCGCCGACAGGUUUCUCAGCGAGUUGCAGCGACUUGUCGUCAAAGAAUCCGCGAUAAAUUUGCUCGGAACCAAGAGAGCGGAAUCGUCUUCUAGGAUCUGUCGUAGCAGCAUUGGAAGGUUGACUUAA